AUCGCGUGCAAUUUCGUGCCGGUAACCGGUGUUACAGUAAAAACCGUACACUACAUACACGAAAGCAAGCAAGAUGAAAUAUCAAUUAUUUAUACUUUGCUGCCUUGUGUCGUUAUGUCUGGCGACCAUUCCAAGACCAAGGGGUGUAGCUAUAUCCAUGGCCAGUUUUUACCGUCCUGACGUUCCGUUCAGAUGUCGGGAUGGUAGUAAGGAGAUUCCAUUUGAAUAUGUAAAUGAUGAUUACUGUGACUGCCCGGAUGGUACUGAUGAACCAGGUACUUCGGCUUGUCCGGGAGGAAAGUUUCACUGUACCAAUGCCGGGUUCAGACCUCUCAACAUCCUCUCAUCUAGAGUCAAUGAUGGCAUCUGUGACUGUUGUGAUGGGACUGAUGAGUGGGACGGUAACAUUGACUGUGUCAACAACUGCAAAGAACUGGGUAAGAAGAUGAGAGAAGAGGCUGACAGGAUCAGACAGCUGCAGGAAGAAGGUUACAAAUUAAAGCAGAAAUUUAUAGAGGAAGGUAAACAGGCCAAGGAACAGAAAAAGGCUGAAUUAGAGCAGUUAGAGAAGAAUAAAAUUGAACUGGAGGCCGUCAAAACUGAAAUGGAAGGUAAGAAGACUGAAGCCGAAGCACCAGAAAAGGAAGCUAAAGACAAGCAUGAACAGGCCUGGAAUGAGGAGUUAGAAAGAAGGAAUGCAGAGAAAGAGAGAUUGAGGGCAGAGAUUGCUUUUGCUGAACUUGAUGCUAAUAAAGACAACAAGAUAUCUUUAUCCGAGAUUAAAGGCCUGUCAAUGUUUGAUGUGGAUUCUAAUGGUGAAGUCAGUGAUGAUGAAGCCAAGGAACAUCUGGAAGGAGAGGAAGAAGUGGAUCAGGAUCAUUUUAUAUUAAAAGUUUGGCCUAAUAUCAAACAGUUUUACAAGUCUCCAGACAGUGAAGAGCAAGCUAAGGGAGAUAAUCAGGAAGUUACGACAGAACCUCCAGAGGUGUUACCACCCCCAUUGAGACCUGGGUUUCCAAGACAUAGAAACCCUGCUGUUGAAAGGCAGAGACAGCUGUUUGCUAAGCGGGCAAGUUUACCUGAUUCUCCAACUCCUCACGAUGAUGUUGUAGAUGAUGACAAUGAUGAUGAUGAUGACGAUGAUGAGUAUGAAGAUAGUGAGGAAUAUAAGCCGGCCAAGGGUACAGCUCCAGGGGGUCAACCUGCUUUGAUUGUAAAGGAGGAAAACAAGACAGAAGACAACAAAGAUCAACAGGAAGAGGAUAAAAUGCCAGAUUAUGAUGAGGCAACCAAAGCUCUCAUUGCAGCUGCUGAUGAAGCAAGACAACAGUUCAAUGACGCUGAUGCUAAACUAAAGGAAACAGAAAAUCAGAUCAGAGAUCUGCAGUCAUAUUUAGGUACUGACUAUGGUCCCAAUGAAGAAUAUAGUGUUUUAAAGGGGAAUUGUUAUGAAUAUACAGACAGAGAAUAUACUUACAAACUAUGUGCCUUUGAUAGAGCUACACAGCGACCAAAGUCUGGAGGUUCUGAAACCUCCCUAGGAAACUGGGGAAAAUGGGAUGGUCCAGGGGAAGAUAAAUAUGCUGCUCAGAAAUAUGAAAAUGGACAGUCGUGUUGGAAUGGACCAAAUAGGUCUGUCAAGGUAUAUUUUAAAUGUGGUACAGAACAUAAAGUAACAAGUGCUUCAGAACCAAGUAGAUGUGAAUAUGCAUUUGGCUUUGAGACUCCUACACACUGCACUGCCCCACCUACACGAUCAGCGGAUGAUGUUCAUGAUGAGUUGUAAUUGAUAUUGACCAAAUAAUAAAGAUAGAUAUUAGUAACUUUCCACAUACAUUUUCAGAUUAAUACAUUUAUGUCUAGGAUGGCCUCAUGAGUUUGUGUUCAAGCAUUAGUCGUCAACUUAGGGAAUCUUUAUUUAAAGUUUUUAUUAACUGUCUUACAAAUCCCAGAAUUUUGCAUAUUUUCAGCAAAGAAGAGUAAAAUUUGAAUGUACAUAUUUAUGUUCCAGUCUGGUCUUAAUUUCUUAAAUUUCUUUGAUAAAUUUGGACCCAAAUCUCUCAGAAAAAAGUUUUUUAUAUGUUAACGAAGUUUAUACUGAGUUCCAAAUUAUGAAACUAUGUUAAAUCAGGUUAAGGAAUGUUUGCACCAAACUCUAAGAUAACUUUUUAACUCACCUGAACCAAAGGUUGAGCUAUUGUGUUGGUACUGUGUUAGCUUCUUACUUUAUAUGAUUUACGUAUUGUAGGUCUUCACCAAACUUGGCCAGAAACAUCCUUGUGUAGAUCUCUUACAGGUUUCUUCAAAUAGUUCUACUUGGCCCCUUUAAGGAGCCACUAAAGCUAACAAUAGAAUACAUUUUAAACAACUCCUCAUGAACUGCUUGAUUAUCACCAACUUUGUAGUAUCCCUGAAAGUUCCUGUCUCAACUUUGUUCAAAUUGUUCUGCAUGGCUACUUUUAGGAACCGCCUUAGCAAAAAAAGAAAAACAUGCAAUAAACAACUGCUUUUCAUGAACUGCUUGAUGGAUCUUCACCUAAAUGGUCUAUAGUGUCCUUGUAAGAACAUGUAUCAAGUUUUUUUUUCAAAUGGUCCCCUUGGUCCACCAGAGCAAAAAAAUAGAAAAAUCCUUAAACAACCUCUUCUGAAUCACUCGUACAACAGCACCAAACUUGGUCUAUGGCAUUUUUGUAAGGUCCCCUUUCAAAUGGUUUUACUUUACCCUGUUUAGGGUCAGAGAGAGCUAAAAAUAGAUUUUUAAAACAAUAUCUUCUCAUUGUUGGAUCAUCAUCAAACCGUUGUAACUUCUUGAAUUAGGGACUGGCAGAGCUGAAAAAAGAAACUUUACAGCGACUUCCUUUGAACUGCUUAGUGUUAUACUUUGAGAGAUAUUGUUUUGUCAAGUGAGUGUUUUUGGCCUCUUGGCCGUCAUGUUAAAAAUACUGUAUUAAUGUGCAGUUGCAUUAUGUUUAUUUAUAAAGGAAAGAAACAGUGAAUAAAUUUAGCUUUACAAAAUUCUGCAAUGAACUUUAUUUUGUUUAUUGAUAUCAUUUAGUGCUAUGUAAGAGUUUAGUCUAAGAAGGUAAUAAGUAUAGUUUCAAGGGCUUAGUAUGAAACAGUUGUACCAUUCCUCAUCAAGCACAUAAUUUAGCUGUUAAUUGGGGUGAUUCUGGGGAGAAGUCGCAUCAGAUCAGUGAAUGUCGUGAUUUGGAGGAAGGUUUAACUUUAAAUGUCGUGAUAAAGUUGUACCAUCUAGCUAAGAACUACCUUUUACUUACCUCUGCUCAAAAUCUUACAGAAGAUAAUCAUUAGUAUACAUAUGUAUAAAGAACAUAUAUAUCAUUUUCUCAAAAAUUGUUGUUGAUUUAUUGAAAGUAAUAGUUUUGUUCUAUAUCUUUGCAUAGAAUUCAGAUAUUGAUUUUACAGAAUGAAGUGACAUGUGGCAUGAGUAAUAACAAAGGGACCACUAUGCUUUUUGGAUUUUCAUUUCAUGUUAUACAUAUAUAUCUGACAAUUCUUAUGAUGAGUGACUUUACCCUUUUUUAGCUCGACUAUUCGAAGAAUAGGGGAGCUAUCCUACUCGCCCUGGCAUCGGCGUUAGCGUGAGCGUCACACAAAUGUUAAAGUUUGCAUACCACCCCAAAUAUUUUCAAAGUCCAUUCAGAUAUUGCUUUCAUAUUUUGCAUACUUGUUUACCAUCAUGACCCCAUUCUGUUAACAGGAGCAGACAACUCUAUCAAGCAUUUUGACAGAAUUAUGGCCCCUUUUCGACUUAGAAUAUGCUUAUUGUAAUGUUGAAGUUUGCGUUCCACCCCAAAUAUAUUCAAAGUCCAUUGAGAUAUUGCUUUCAUAUUUUGCAUACUUGUUUACCAUCAUGACCCCAGUCUGUAAACAGGAGCAGACAACUCUAUCAAGCAUUUUGACUGAAUUAUGGCCCCUUUUUGAUUUAGAAUAUGCUUUUUGUAAUGUUGAAGUUUUACUCAUAGCUUAUUGAGUCGGCUAAAGGCUGAAAGCCUUUUGACGAGUCCUUGCUGUUCAGCGAUUCUCUAAAUGGACCGAAUAACACGUGAAGGGAUGUAGUUCCAUUAGAUUUCUCAAAUUUCAAACAGUUCACUGCAUGAAUGAAGUUAAGUUGUGUCAAUUCCCUUUGCUAUGACCAAUAUACGAUGUAAUCUGUCAUAUUUAUGACUUGUAAUUGUGCAAUACUCGAAUGUAACUCAUUAAGCAUAAAUGUGCAUUUUAAGAAUUGCGCAGGCUUACAAAGCUUGCGUAACAUCCAGCGAAAGACAAAAAAAUAGUUCCACAGGGCUCCAGAUAAGAUGCGUAUUAGCGUAAAUUACGUAUAGAAAUAAUGCAAAUACGCAUGUCUAAUAAUUUCUAAGCGUAUAAAAACGUAUAUAAAAUUACAGAAACGCACACAAUGCUUUUUUAAAAACAAAAUCUGAAUCGUCUGGAUGCGUUAGGUAACAUAGCCGAUCAGCCUUAAUUCUCCCACAUUGAACGUAUACACGCAUCGUAUGAUUUCUAUAAACUUUGCGUGGGUUGAAUUUUGUAGUCAGUAAACGGAUAAAUUAUCGGAAGAAGAAGCUCUUACUGGUUUGUUUAGUUACUACUGAUAUUAAAAAUGAUUUUAAUUCUUAUUUUUCGAGAAAUAAACAAAUCGGCGAAACAUUAAAUUGUAUUUUCUUGUAGUUUUUGAAAUCGAAAGUAGAUCGUCUAUGUUUGGCUGCUUUCACGAAACGAAACAACUUUUUUAUGAAAAGAUUUAAAUAAGAGGUAACUUAACCGUAAACUUCAAUGUCAGGUAUUGCCAAUUGCUGCUAAAUGUCUCCGUAUCAUCACAAUUUGUAAAAUAUAUUGUUGAAACUGGAGAAAAGUGUAAUCGUAUCCGGAUAUAAUAUUUUGGGUAAAUAUCGAGCUGUGUUAUGAAAUUUUAAGAAAAAAAUUAAAAACAAACUGAAACUGGUAGACUAUACUGUCAGUACAUCAAUCAUUAGCCGACUCAGGCCCUUCAGGCCUUUGAUAUUAUACUAUCAAGCACUGAGAAUAGUCGAGCGCGCUGUCAACUGACAGCUCUUAUUGUAUUAACUACCUAAGUAUUGUUGUAUUAACUACCUAAGUAAUACCUUCUUUAAUCAGUUCUUGAUCUUUUUUACUAGUGUUCAGUUUUCAUAAAGGUAAAGACCAGAAUGAUUAUUUGAAUGUAGUCCAUAUCUUAAAGAAUUCUAUGUUCAAUGUGGUUCUUGGAGAACUUGGUUAUGAAAGAAUCAGAGCCACUGUCUUUUGUAUCAUCAUAAGAGGCCACUUUGAUAGAGUCUGAACACUUGGGUUUGCUGUAUCUCUGUGAUUCCAGCAGGUAUAAAAGUUUUGAUUUUACAUCUCGUAUUUCUAUUUUAAACCAAAAUUUUAGUUUCGUUUGGCACUUUAUAAUCUUUCCUGUGAUGAUGCAAUUUAAAAUCCUGAAAUGUAGGUCUUUGUAAAAACAGCACAUCAUCUCGGUGAUGCCAAUAUCGUCAUAGACACUUAGGGCUUGUGCAGCUCCUGACCAUGUCUUAUGAGCAUACUUAAAGGACCAUUUUGAAAAAAAAAAUGUCUUAAGUGUACCAUGAAGACAUUAGUUACAUUACUUGAAGAUUUUUUUCAAAUUGUUGCCAGAUAAUCGAUGUGGACUAAAUAAUACCACUAAGGUCAAGUUGGUUGAUUUGGAUUACAAGUUAUUAAGAAUAUAUGAGCCGUGCCAUGAGAAAACCAACAUAGUGGGUUUGCGACCAGCAUGGAGCCAGACCAGCCUGCGCAUCCGCGCAGUCUGGUCGGGCUCCAUGCUGUUCGCUUUUAAAGCCUAUUGGAAAUGGAGAAACUGUUAGCGAACAGCAUGGAGCCUGACCAGACUGCGCGGAUGCGCAGGCUGGUCUGGAUCCAUGCUGGUCGCAAACCCACUAUGUUGGUUAUCCCGUGGUACGGCUCAAUUAUAAGGGCAUGUAUAACUGUGAUCUAUAUUUAUUUGGCAUACAAGACUUAGGGUUGUUUUAGUAAUAAAGGGGAGUAACUCUAAAGGCCCCAAGUGUCUGAAAAUCCCGAGUAAAAACUGGAUUUUGCCUAAUACAUCAUCUCGUGAUAAAACAGAACUGUUUUCACUGUAAGAAUGUGUUUUCAUACAAAUUUACCUGUAGUAUCACUGUCUAUGCAAGAUAGAAAUGUUUUCACUGUAAAUCUUAAAAAGUGAAAUAAAUUUAAAAAUAUG
This is a messenger RNA of Mercenaria mercenaria, 6241 nucleotides long. Its product is annotated as glucosidase 2 subunit beta-like. Gene Ontology annotation, cellular component: glucosidase II complex. The record is from RefSeq and is a predicted model, not a curated record. Gene Ontology annotation, molecular function: calcium ion binding. The coding region runs from base 74 to 1786 and encodes 570 amino acids. Gene Ontology annotation, biological process: N-glycan processing. NCBI's taxonomy places the organism in Eukaryota, Metazoa, Mollusca, Bivalvia, Venerida, Veneridae. The transcript has 18 exons.